This is a messenger RNA of Ceratitis capitata (Mediterranean fruit fly), 5536 nucleotides long. It is a transcript of the gene THADA, whose product is annotated as thyroid adenoma-associated protein homolog. Gene Ontology annotation, biological process: tRNA methylation. Bases 227 to 5392 code for a protein of 1721 amino acids. The record is from RefSeq and is a predicted model, not a curated record. Lineage: Eukaryota; Metazoa; Arthropoda; Insecta; Diptera; Tephritidae. The transcript has 13 exons. Gene Ontology annotation, cellular component: cytosol.
UGUGCCAUCAACAUACAAUAAAAGGCCAAAACAAAAAAUGUGAACAUUGUUGACACAGCUGAUUUUACCGCAAUUGCGGUCUUAUGUUGCUCAUUCGCCCCCGUAGGCGAUUGUAAUUUUACAAUAUUAGUGCACAUUUCCUAAUAAAUAAAUACAAUUUAAAUACAAAAAGGUAAAUUUAAUUAUUUGGUAUUAUUUCGAGAAAAGGGAAAGAGAAAUAUCUGCAAUGAAUUCAUUAUGUUUACGUGUGUCUUCGGUAAAGACUGGUGAGAAUGUAAAGAAAAAUGCGGAAAUGCGUGCUGAACUCAUCACGUUGCCAAAACUAUACGACAACUCUGCCGCUAGUUAUUGUUUGGAACUAAAGAAUGCUCGAACCGUACCAGAACAGGUGGCAGCCGUAAAAGAUAUAUUCAAAAAUCUCAGUCGCGAUGCACAGUCUUUGCAAUUUCUGGCCGAUUUAUUUUUUCACUGUCCGCUUAAGCAUCCUGUGCGUAAUCAAAUACUAAAGCUUUUAAUUACUGCUGCCAACUUGGGUACAGGCGACACAGAUGAAACGUCAAUUGUUAAUGCCUUAUCGCAAACGUUGAAGCGUUUGGUCGAAGAAACCAAAGCAGGGAUAGAGAGUAGCAUAUGGAAUUUUUUUAUAACUUCGAUGACUGGUUGCUUCGAGAAUUUUCAAUGUGGUCUUAAAGCGAUCCAACAAAGCAUAGGCGAAGUAUUUCCGUUUGUUAGCGCAGCUGUACAAAAGUAUCUCACCGAAUUAAGUGUACUUAGUUCACCUUCUGUACGCAAUGAAUACUAUCUUUACGUGCACAAUAGUAUUCGUUUAAUACUAAGUUGUGUACAAGAAUUCGACACACAGCUUAAGGAUAAACACAGUGCUACACUUAUACAGUUAGGUACAAUAUGUCAGCAAAUUGUGCAUGAUGACGAUUUUCCAAUGGAUCCACGCACAAAUUCUGGCAUUCUUUUAGCACAUAUUGCAAAACUAAACGGUACUUAUGAGAACUUUAUACAAGAAGUGAAACUAACGAAAAAUCCAAAUGAAAUUGCAUUAUGCGUUGGCAUUAUAAAUACCUUUGAUCAACAUGAUUUCCAACACAUAUCAGCGGAUAUACGUGACAUUUGUAGCAAGAUAGAUGAAAUCGCCAAUGCAAAUGCCACAGUACCAAAUAUAUUACUAUGUGCUACGCGUGCACUUUAUCAGAUCUCAAAAAUUAUUCUUAAUUAUGAGUUGAAACCUCAGGGAUCACCCACAGAUGAUGCUAAAUUAAUAUUACGAAAACUUUUAAUAUUCACUUUUGGUUAUUUGGAGCAUCAUAUGGAUAGUGUGCGACAUUUAUGUCGUGAUUUAUUGCGUAACACUAUCGCAGCGGCAAAGAAAAUUAAUUUUGAUUUUCUUAUACAGAAAAUUUAUGAUGCUUGCAAUUCCGAACGGCUUUCGCUUUCAAUGAAAUGCGUCGUAUUGCAACAGACCGCUGCUAUUAUUGGUGCUGAUACGACUUUGCUAUCAUGUCGCGAAGUAUUUCAAUUCAUAUUCGCCGAACAACUGGGACGAGAUUUCAUGGUGAACAACUUAUACGAAGCUCUUAUGUUUGCCAGCCAUAAGGAGAUGACCUUUGAUACGUGGAUAAAAUUCUGGAUUGAUUAUCUACUUGGUGUUACCAUUUAUAACGAUGAACGUUUAGUAGAUACCGAACGACUAAUCGUUAAAGCGGUGAAAUGUGAUCCUAGAGUAGUAAGAUACAUAAUUUUUCAUCCUGUUACUCAAAUACCGAUUAGUACAAAAAUAUCAACGCUUUGGGCUGUACGUAAGCAUGGCAUAAAGGUUGAGGAUUUCAGUGGUCUAAUGGAAAGCUUCAAACAUCAUUUGACAAGCAGUAUACUCUCUAGUUCUGAUGAGACGCGCAUUAUGGCAUUGCGUCUAAUAGUAGAAACAAAUAAGACAACAGUGAUGCUGGCAUUAUGGGAGUGCGAAAAUCUUCUCACCUAUUUGGAAUACAAUACGAAUUGUCAAAGUCCUGCGACACGUCAGAAAAUGUUAUCGUUAUUCAACAAAGCAUUAAUGCGCUGUGAAUUGAAUUUAGUUAAAGUACUAAAAGACCAUAAACUGUUUAAUACGAUUGCAGAUGACGCACCGCUACAAUUGAAGUUUUUACGUGACGUUAUUAAAAAUUUGGUGAAAAAUCUUUUUCAGGGUGCCAACUUCAGUCGUCGUUCCGUCUCUUUGCAAUUGCUACAACAAUGUAUAAUGAUUUGCAAAAAUUGCGCUAUACCGUUGGAUAGUAUUUUACCAGAGGAAACUGUAAAAUCACUAAACGAAUCGCUAACGGACUCCUACGAAGCUAAUAAAGAAUUGGCAGUAAAUAUACUGCAAGUAAUUGAAGAAACUUUAAAUAUUAAUUUAAUAGAGAAACAUAAACUAAACAUCAAUCCAACGCAUAUCCGUACAUUAUUAACAUCGAUACGUCCAACCGAUUCUGUAACUGGUGCAUAUCAAUUGGAAUUUUAUUGUCAUCGCCCAGAGCAUAUAAACCAUUUUGGCACAUAUAAACAAACGGAUUAUAAUGCCAUCUAUUACGCUGCAUUACGUUGGCUGAAGCAAGAAUUGAAAGCUGGUCUUAAAAUGGCAAAAGAAAGUCUACUGCAAGCAGCUAAGCUGAAUCCGUUGUAUGGCAUUUUAUUUGCUAUAAAACAUUUACUACAACGUCUCGAUUUUAAAAUAGUCUCCAUAGAGAUACCUUGGCGCAUUAUUAUUGCCGAACUGAUUUUAUUAUGCAAAGAGUUGACGUCAAUUGUUUCACCCGUGGUGAAUAGUUCAUCACCGGAAGGUCAUUUACCAAAUGAUUUCAGUGACUUGCCCGCCGAGUAUGGUGAGGAGGCGUCAGGAUACGAUAAAAAUGCUGAUUGUAAAAUACUUUCCAGUAAAUUGUCAAAAGUCGAUUUAACAAAUGUGAAGACAACACCACAAAUGGUUUUACUAUGCGCUUGGCGUACCGUAAAAGAAGUCUCACUAAUACUCGGUGAGAUCGUCUUACGUUCACCAAUACAACUGAGUAAAUUAACUGAACAAUUUCUCAUCACCAAAGAACAACUACUCGAAAUUGGUGAACAUUUUAAGCAAUUACUUGCCGAAACCAAACAUCGUGGCGCCUUCGAACAAGCCUAUGUGGGCUUUUCCAAACUUUGCUGUCGCCUUUGGCGUGUAGAAGUAACCGAUUUGAAUUCACUACCAAUGCAAUGGCUACGUGAUAUGCUCACACUGAUUAGUAAAGAUGAACAAUUGAAUGAAAAGAUUUGCGCUACGCGACGCAGUGCAGGCGUACCGUUUAUGGUACAAGCGCUCAUUACUUCCGAGUUGCAAGUGGGAUCGACAAAAACGCUCUACUAUUGCAUGACACAUUUAGUGCAGUUGUGCAAUGCGUCGGAACGCAGCGCCGAAUCGCGUACACAUGCCAUGAACAUAUUGCGUGCACUCUUCCGUUGUACGGAACUAAAUGAAGCGGUGGUGGAGUAUGUAUCCGAUGGUGUUAUGUGCGCCAUACGUGGUUAUAAUGCUGAAACUUGGUCGGAAAAGAAUUCGGCAACAUUGCUCUUUGCUGCGCUCAUCACACGUAUAUUUGGCGUGCAGCGUACAAGGGAUUGGGAUAAUUUGAAUGUGCGGAAUAAGAUGACUGGUCGGAUUUUCUUUUUACGCUAUCCAAAAUUAUAUGAUUUCUUCCUUGCACAGCUGCAGGAGGCCAGCGAAUUGGUGCGAAAUCAGCAGAAAGCACUCAAACUACACCCGCUACUGUUGAUUCUGAGUCGUCUUUAUCCCUCAGCGUUGGAGGGUACCGAGUCUAAUUUGAUGUUGAGUGAGUUUAUACCAUACAUCUCGACGUGCGCCAGUUGUCCUGAAAUGCAAACCCGUUAUCUAGCAUCUAAAGCUGUCGUAGCGCUUAUCUCUAAAGACGCCAUACCUGUCACAGUGUUGCGCAUGUGCGCUGAAGUGGUGAUCUCUGCAGAUAAUCAUAAAACUCUAAAUUUGAAUGUUCUACAUGGACAACUACUGCAGAUUUAUAUGCUAAUCAAAGCACAUAAACAGCCUGAUGAGGAGCUUGUCGGCGAUAUUGCAACCACUUUGGCGUUAUUCCAAGAAAAAACGCAAAUAAAAAAUGCCAUUAUAUUGAAAUUAAUGAUGGAUAUUUUCAUUGAAAUUUUGAAAAACCAAUCGAGUCUCACUUACCCAAAAGAAACCCGCACAAGUUUACUCUUCUUGACCACCCACAAGGAGCUUUACAAUCCCGAUUUGAGUUUCUACUAUCCGGUGCUGCGAAAAUCUUUCUACAUUUACAAUUUGCACACACUACGCCUAACCCUGCCAUACGGUGCACUCUCCGACUAUCUACUUAGUCCGCCCAUUACACAUCCGACAGUGCCGCUGGAACAAGCCGAAACUUGUCUCAGUGUUAUGCUGCUAUUAUUGCGUAACAAUUAUUUGGACUUAUCGGAAUUUGAGAUAACAAAUGAAGAGAUUUAUUUUGUGCAAUCUCUAGACUCGGACGUACGAGAAAACUUAGCUGAUGAAUUACGUCGCAGUAAACCUUUAUAUCUCACGCUCAAGGAACUAAUACAAAAACCACUUUACUAUCCGGAGUGUGUGAUAAAGGCGUAUGCAUUAAUUAGUGUAUUGGAUAGCUUCGAUAUGACAAUAAAUCACUUAUUGAAACAGUCGAAGAAGCAUACAGGUGAUGUGAAAUCACCGUUGACCUUAUGCGUUGAACGUGCUGUGAUGAAACAUGGUGGUGUAGAGCCAAAGGUGUCACAGACGUGCUUGGAAUAUCUGUUGGAAAUAUCGCAGCCAUCGAAUCCCGAUCAUUUGAGAUUAAAGGCGGUCUACAUUAUGCCACAUUUAAAUAGACAUUUUUGCAAGGCUUUGGAGAGAAAAAGAUUGCCGUUUAUUCGCAUGUACUUUGGACUUACGAUGGCUUUGCUUAUGGAUGAUGAUUUUGAUAUACGUGAUCAUAUGGCUAGAAGCGUGCUGGGUAAUAUACCGGAGGAUAUUGGCAUGACAAACGUUGUGGAUACCAUGGCGCAACGUCUCUUUCUACAAUACAUGGUCGAUCAAUUACAAGCCUGUCGUGCCGAUGAUAAUUAUAUAAUAGAAAUCUUCAAACUCAUGCAUGAAGUACUCUCAUUAGGUAUUGCUGCCGAUGAGGAUUGUAAUAGCUCAGCGUUCGGUAGUAAUAGUAGCUCAUCAUCAGCGGUGGAUUUUGAGGUGUUCGAUAAGAAUGAGGCGAAUGUCUAUGCGGAACCACAAAAGGCGAUUGCCGAUACGUAUGUUGUAUUCAAAAAUACAUUCAAAACACGUCCGAGGUUGUUGAGUCGUAUAGCUGAGUUGGAGGUUGCUUGAAUUUUCCAUUUUUUACGCCACUCAAUUUGUUUUCGUUUAAUGAAAAUAGUUCAAAACACUUAAAUGUAAUUGCUUAAGUUAUUAGUUUAGCUAGUUCAGUAAGUAGUUAUGUAUGUAUGCUUUUUUUUUUUUAAAGUGUAAGAC